GAAGAGGAAGAGGAGAAAAGAAGAGGAGAACUUUUGGAAAAACACCGGUCGGAGAGAGGAGGGCUAUACGGACCGUCGGACCUGUGGGGGGAGGGUGACGAGAUUAAGGGGGCACAGGGGUUGCCUCCUCUUCCUCUCGACAGCGAGGUCGCAGGAGCGAACCUGGACUGGAUUUGUGGCAGGGUUCUUCAUUUGGGGCAGUGUCCGUGCAACCCUGAAGCUGCAGCAGGGAGCCAACUCCACAACUUCUGGUGACACAGCACGGAGCCACGAUCUUCCGUCAAGCAGAGAGCGAAGCGGCGUUGGGUGACAUCGGGAGGACAGAGAAUGAGCGUCGGUUUCAUUGGUGCGGGCCAACUGGCUCACGCUCUGGCAAGAGGGUUCACGGCAGCUGGUGUGUUAGCGGCCCACAAGAUUACGGCCAGCUCUCCAGAUCCAGACCACUUGACUGUCUCAGCGCUGAGGAAAAUGGGGGUGAACCUGACCACUAGCAACCAGGAGACAGUGAGCAGGAGCGAUGUGUUGUUCCUGGCUGUGAAGCCCCAAAUUAUCCCCUUUGUACUGGAUGAGAUUGGGGCUGGCAUCGAGGACCGACACCUCAUUGUGUCCUGUGCUGCUGGGGUCACCAUCAGCUCCAUCGAGAAGAAGCUGGAGAACCAUCGGUCUGGCCCCAAAGUAAUGCGCUUAAUGACCAAUACCCCUGUGAUUGUGCGGGAGGGGGCCACGGUAUACGCCACAGGGACACACGCGAAGGUGGAGGACGGCAAGCUGCUGGAGCAGCUCAUGAGCAGCGUGGGCUUCUGCACAGAGGUGGAGGAGGACCUGAUCGAUGCCGUCACGGGCCUCAGCGGCAGCGGCCCCGCCUAUGCUUUCACGGCUCUUGAUGCUCUGGCUGACGGAGGGGUGAAGAUGGGUCUGCCAAGGAGACUGGCUGUCAGACUGGGAGCUCAGGCCCUGCUUGGCGCGGCUAAAAUGCUGCUGGAGUCGGAGCAGCACCCGGGCCAGCUGAAGGACAACGUGUGCUCCCCAGGGGGCGCCACCAUCCACGCCCUGCACGUCAUGGAGAGCGGGGGCUUCCGCAGCCUGCUCAUCAACGCCGUGGAGGCGUCCUGCAUCAGAACCAGGGAGCUGCAGUACGUGGCAGACCAGGAGAAGAUUUCACCGACUGCCAUCAAGAAGACGACGCUACACAAGGUCCUGCAGCAGCACGGCGUCAGCGAGUCCAGCGUGGCUCCCCGGACCGGGAUCUCUCUCUUCACAAACAACCCCCGGCAGAAGAACUGAGCGGAGGAGGAGGAAGAGGAGGAGGAAGAGCUUCACUGAGCAGGCAGAGCCUCUCAUCAGGGACUAUUCAACCAAUGACUCGUAUUUCUAUUGGUUUGAAUAGGUCAGGGAUUGAUGGCUCAUUUUAGCCCCACCUGUCAUCUGGGUUGUAAAACCUACCUCUCCUCUCAAAACCAAAUCUUCUGAUUGGAUCAUCUUGAUGUAUCAGUAAACCUUUGUAACCCCCAAAAAUGAGUGAAGCCAUCAAACAAUAUCACUCACUGAUUUAAUUGGUUCAUAAAAGUCCAUAAUUUGCAGCAUGGGAAGGUAAAACACUAUAUGUUAUGGUUCUUUUAAUAUGGGCUUUCCCAUAUAAUAUGGGUUAUACACACUGGAUGGUUAAAGGGAUAACUAGUGUACUCCGAUCAGAGGAUGGACAACUGGAACAUUUGAUUGGUGACCGAUCUAUACGAAUAUUAUUUUUCAGUAUAAAAAGAGGAUAUCUAAGAGUUUUAUUUUUCUUAUUAUCUCCUAUCUCUCUUGGGGAGGUUGAUGCAUUAAACCCGGGGUUGGUAACCCGGGUCUUAGGGAGCCGCGGGGUGUGCUGGUUUCUGUUUUCACCUUAAAAUAAGCUACCGAUGCAGACCCAAGAAAGAAUGUGAUACGAGUUAACUAUGAAAUCAACUUUUGAACUAUUUCCUUAUAAGAUGAUAUUUUUUCUAAUCUUGGCUCUAUAUUUUGGGGGUUUUUUGGGGGUUGAUUUAACCUAAUUUUAAGUGAUAUGCAUUUGCAUGUUUUUAGAUAUUGGGCUGCACCUUGGGCUACAUUGCUAACGGUUUACUGUUACAGUUCUGGCGAGGUCAGAGUGGAGCACGUCUCCUUGACAACCUAAUGAAGUCUGGAGCACAGGGGUUCAUGUAUGUCUCAGAUGGUUUAAGGUUAUUUAUAGUGCAGGAUUUAUGACUUUCAUGUGCUCAUCCUAGGCACACAAAACUAUUUUGCACCAGGGCUUUGGAAAACCAGAGGGGAAUCACUCUUUGUUUUGCAGUAAUCGAAGUUAUACCAGAAAAAGUUGAUGACUUGCACUCAGUGACCACUUUAUUAGGUAAACCUGUACACCAGCUUGUUAAUGCAAAUAUUUAGUCAGCCAAUCAUGUGGCAGCAACUAAAUGCGUAAAAGCAUGCAGAUGUGGUCAAGAGGUUCAGCUGUUUUUCAGACUAAAUGUCAGAAUAGGGAGAGAGUGAUCUCAGAAAUGGCUGAUCUCCUGGGAUUUUCAUGCACUCUGGUCUCUAGAGUUUGCAGAGAAUGGUGUGAACAACAAAGAACCUCCAGUGAGCUGCAGUUCUGCGGGCAAAAACACGGCCAGACUGGUUGAUGCUGAGAGGAACAUGACAUUAAUGGAAAUAACCAUGCAUUACACCUGUAGUAUGCAGAAGAGCAUCUUUGAACACACAACGUGUCAAACCUCUAAGUGGAUAGGCUACAGUAGCACCGAUAAGUCUAAAAAAUAAGAAACAAAUACAAUAAAAUGCUCACUGAGUGUAUUUCAAUAAGCUGUGACUGUGUGCUGUAAGAUAUAUUACAGUUUUUGGGGAUAAGGACAGUGGUUUUCACUUUAUUAUAAGAAUGGUCAAGCCAAAUGCGGCUCAUUGCUCUUAUAUCAUUCAGUUGUUCUUAAAUGACAAAUCUUGUUUCUUUAGCACAUCAGGCUCUGAUGCAUUUUCUGAGCAGCUUAGUUACCUCAUUUUCUCUGUGUUGUGCAAAGACUUUGUAUGCCCCAAAAAACUAAUAAAUGCCAUUUUCUUUUCA
Molecule: messenger RNA, 3073 nt
Organism: Conger conger (European conger)
Lineage: Eukaryota; Metazoa; Chordata; Actinopteri; Anguilliformes; Congridae
Product: pyrroline-5-carboxylate reductase 1, mitochondrial-like
Exons: 8
Coding region: 328-1284 (318 amino acids)
Biological process (GO): L-proline biosynthetic process
Molecular function (GO): pyrroline-5-carboxylate reductase activity
Source: RefSeq, a predicted model, not a curated record